AUGUGGCUUAUACCUCAGUAUAUACUCAUCACCCUUGGAGAAGUACUGUUCUCAGUUAGUGGGUUGUCCUUUGCCUAUUCCCAGGCACCAACAUCACUGAAGUCUGUUGUUCAAGCAGUUUGGCUGGUUACAGUGUCAUUUGGGGAUCUGGUUGUGAUAAUUGUGGCAAAUAUACACUCGAUACCAUCACAGAUGGUUGAAUUCUUCAUAUUUGCUACCCUCAUGUUUGUUGACACUAUCAUAUUUAUGAUAAUGUCAAAGUUCUACACUUACAAAGCGAAUUCCCUUGACUACUGCGAGCUGGUUGAAGAAGCGCCAGAAAUUAAUGUUUCGGAAAGAUCUGGAGGAGAGGAGCAUCCAUUGAAGAGCAUGACUAUGCCAAAGCCUACUACUACACAAAACUUUAAGGAAGAAUAG
Mercenaria mercenaria is the source of this 417-nucleotide messenger RNA. Its product is annotated as solute carrier family 15 member 1-like. The record is from RefSeq and is a predicted model, not a curated record. The coding region runs from base 1 to 417 and encodes 138 amino acids. Gene Ontology annotation, biological process: transmembrane transport. Gene Ontology annotation, molecular function: dipeptide transmembrane transporter activity. The transcript is spliced from 3 exons. Lineage: Eukaryota; Metazoa; Mollusca; Bivalvia; Venerida; Veneridae. Gene Ontology annotation, cellular component: membrane.